AUGAAGUUCUCCAAGGCCUCCGCCCUCGCGCUCAUGCUGCCGGCAGCAACCGCUCGCCACAUUCUCAAGGAAGAGACCGACAACACCAACAGCACCGUUGUCAUCGGCGCGCACCAAGACUCCAUCAACCUCUUCCUGCCCAGUAUUCUCGCUGCGCCCGGCGCCGACGACGAUGGCAGUGGCUCCAUGACCAUCCUCGAGGUCUUCCGCGUCUUCCUCGGCGUCAAGGACGUCCUCAAGGGCAAGUCGGAGAACACCAUCGAAUUCCACUGGUACAGUGCCGAGGAGGGCGGCCUUCUCGGCAGCCAGGCCAUCUUCUCGCAGUAUGAGAAGGACGACCGCGACGUCAAGGCCAUGCUGCAGCAGGACAUGACUGGAUUCGUGCAGAGGACUAUUGAUGCUGGCCGUCCCGAGAGCGUCGGUGUCAUCACUGACUACGUAAACACUGGCCUGACCGACUUUAUCAAGAAGGUCAUUGUUGAGUACUGCGACAUUCCCUACGUCGAGACCAAGUGCGGAUAUGCAUGCUCGGACCACGCGUCCGCAAGCAAGGCCGGCUACCCGUCGGCCUUUGUCAUUGAGAGCUCCUUUGAGGACUCGGACAACCACAUUCACUCGACCGAUGACCUGAUCAAGUACCUAUCGUUCGACCACAUGCUACAGCACGCCAAGAUGACGCUCGGCCUCGUGUACGAGCUGGGCUUCACCGACUUUGCCGCUCUCGAACACAAGAGCGAUGGGGUUGUUUUUGAUGACUUGUAAAUAUCCGACAUGUAGAUGAUCUAGGGAGAGGCGGAAACGAUCAAUCUAGGGUUUGAGACAGCAACAGAACAUUUGGUCAGUCUCACUCAAUCGCAUGUCUUUGGCGGCACUGUCAAACCUUGUGCUUAGAACAGUGUGAUUUCCUAAAACGGUUCCCGCCAUCAAAGCUGUAUCCGGAGAA
Verticillium alfalfae VaMs.102 is the source of this 943-nucleotide messenger RNA. Its product is annotated as bacterial leucyl aminopeptidase. Gene Ontology annotation, molecular function: metalloexopeptidase activity. Gene Ontology annotation, biological process: proteolysis. Lineage: Eukaryota; Fungi; Ascomycota; Sordariomycetes; Glomerellales; Plectosphaerellaceae. Bases 1 to 762 code for a protein of 253 amino acids. The transcript has 3 exons. The record is from RefSeq and is a predicted model, not a curated record.